Molecule: messenger RNA, 3121 nt
Organism: Harpia harpyja (harpy eagle)
Lineage: Eukaryota; Metazoa; Chordata; Aves; Accipitriformes; Accipitridae
Gene: KSR1
Product: kinase suppressor of ras 1
Exons: 20
Coding region: 90-2837 (915 amino acids)
Biological process (GO): Ras protein signal transduction; protein phosphorylation
Cellular component (GO): membrane; endoplasmic reticulum; cytoplasm
Molecular function (GO): ATP binding; protein kinase activity
Source: RefSeq, a predicted model, not a curated record
GGAGCGAACCGCCGGCUGCCCGCCCUCCCUCCCUGCUGCUCCCCCCCGCCGCCGCCGCCUCUCUUCCCCGGCCUCCCUGAUGCCGAGGAAUGGAUAGAGCGGCUGCCCUGCGAGCCGCCGGCAUGCUGGAGAGGAAGGAGAGGAGCGGUGGCGAGGCGGCGGCCGGCGGCGGCGGUGGCGCGGGGCCCCGGGCGGGCGCGGCGGCGCGGGGUUUGCCGGCCGUGCGGAGCACGCUGCAGCAGUGCGGGCUGCUGCAGGACCUCAUCGACAUCUCGCUCUCCAACCUGCGCGGGCUCCGCACGAAGUGCGCCGCGUCCAACGACCUCACCCAGCAGGAGAUCCGCACCCUGGAGGUGAAACUGAUUGACUACAUCCACAGACAACGGCAGUGUAAGCUGAGUGUGCCCCUGAAUGACAGGACAGCAGAGCUCAACAGCUACCCAAGAUUCAAUGACUGGUUAGACAUUGUCAAUGUGAGGAAAGAAGUUGUACAGAGAAUACCAGAGGAGCUAACCUUAGAUGCCUUACUAGAAAUGAAUGAGUCAAAGGUGAAAGAAACAAUGAAGAGAUGUGGUGCCAGAGAUGAGGAGUGCUCCAGACUCAAUGGGGCACUGAGCUGCUUACGGAAGGUGACUGAAUCAGGUGGGGAGUUAAAAGAUGAUGUGCUGAUGAAUCUUUCUGAGGCACGCCGAGAGAACAGCUCUACAAACACGAUCGAAUCCCCCUGCUCCUCUGCGCCCACAUGGACUCCCUCUGCACUGCACCUUCCCAAGGGCAACAGCCAGCAGGCACGCUCCGUGUCAGUAUCUACAAUCCCAUCCUCAGAUUCUCUUGCCUCAAGUCAUGGACCUUCUAUCUAUGCAGAAAACCUCCUGGACCCUUUUGCAUUCCCCGCACACAGUGGAAGGUUAACACCAAGGACUCCUCACAGCAUCACCAUCACUCCACCAACCACUCCUCAAGCCAAGAGACGGCAUAAGUUGAAGCCACCACGGACUCCUCCUCCCCCUUGCCGGAAGGUGUUUCAGCUGCUACCUAACUUUCCAACCCUCACAAGGAGCAAGUCCCAUGAAUCACAGUUGGGAAACAGGAUAGAUGAAGUUCCUCCAAUAAAGUUCGAACUCUCCCAAGGAUCCCCUCAAACAGUACGAAGAGACUUCGGCUUAGCUGUAACACACAGGUUCUCUACAAAGUCUUGGUUAUCUCAGAUUUGCCAAGUCUGUCAGAAAAGCAUGAUGUUUGGGGUGAAGUGUAAGUACUGCAGAUUAAAAUGUCACAACAAAUGUACUAAAGAGGCACCUGCUUGUAGAAUAUCCUUCCUUCCCAUAACAAAAAUAAGAAGAACAGAGUCUGUCCCUUCUGAUAUCAAUAAUCCAGUAGACAGACCAACAGAACCACAAUUUGGAACUCUUCCCAAGGCACUAACUAAAAAGGAGCAUCCACCAGCAAUAAAUCAUCUGGACUCUAGCAGUAAUCCUUCUUCUACAACCUCAUCCACACCAUCUUCGCCAGCACCUUUCCAGUCUUCCAACCCUCCCAGUGCAACACCUCCCCCAAACCCAUCUCCUAUGGGCCAGAGGGAUGGACGAUUUAACUUUCCAGCUGCCUACUACAUUCAGCAUAGACAACAAUUUAUCUUCCCAGAAAUUCCCAGUCCUGCGCAAAUAGCACAGCCUCCAGAAACAGCUGCAGACACUAAUGCUGAUCAACAGCCAGACACAGAUGGAGUUGAAUGUGAAGCAGAGGUGGAAGAACCGGAGGCUAAUAAAUCAGAACCUGAAGAUGAUGAGGAUGAGGUGGAAGAUUUGCCAAACAGACGGCCACACUUGCAAGGGAUGAUUUAUCGCAAACCUAGCCAGACCAGUGUCUACCUGCAGGAGUGGGACAUUCCCUUUGAACAGAUUGAACUGGGGGAUCCUAUUGGCCAAGGACGAUGGGGGAAGGUUUACAAGGGAAAAUGGCACGGGGAAGUGGCCAUCAGGCUGUUGGAGAUAGACGGGAACAAUCAGGAUCAUCUCAAGCUCUUUAAAAAGGAGGUGAUGAACUAUAGACAGACCCGGCAUGAGAACGUGGUACUUUUCAUGGGAGCAUGCAUGAACCCUCCUCAUUUAGCAAUCAUUACCAGCUUCUGCAAAGGAAGGACGCUUCACUCAUUUGUAAGGGACCCCAAGAUAUCCCUCGAUAUUAACAAAACCAGGCAGAUAGCACAGGAGAUCAUUAAGGGCAUGGGGUAUCUUCAUGCAAAGGGGAUUGUACAUAAGGAUCUGAAAUCCAAGAAUGUUUUCUAUGACAACGGGAAAGUUGUGAUCACUGACUUCGGAUUAUUUGGAAUUUCGGGUGUGGUUCAGGAAGGAAGGAGGGAGAAUGAAUUGAAGCUGCCUCAUGACUGGUUAUGCUACCUGGCCCCUGAAAUUGUUCGUGAGAUGGCCCCUGGGAAAGACGAAGACAAGCUGCCUUUCUCCAAAGCUGCAGAUGUCUAUGCCUUUGGGACUGUGUGGUAUGAGCUCCAAGCAAGAGAAUGGCCUUUCAAGAACCAGCCUGCAGAGGCGCUCAUCUGGCAGAUCGGAAGCGGCGAAGGAGUGAAACAAGUCCUUGCAACUGUUAGUUUGGGGAAAGAAGUCAAUGAAAUUCUCUCAGCGUGCUGGUCAUUUGAUCUCAGUGAGAGACCUAGCUUCACUGUCCUCAUGGAUAUGCUUGAAAAACUGCCAAAAUUGAAUCGUCGGCUCUCCCACCCAGGGCAUUUCUGGAAGUCUGCUGACAUUAACAGUAGCAAAGUUGUCCUGCGUUUUGAAAGAUUUGGCUUGGGAAUCCUGGAACCAAGUAAUCAAAAGAUAUAGCAUGGUGUGUAAUUGUCUUGUGAUAAUGUUGUCUGCCUACUUACACAAAGCAUCAGAAAUCUUCACUGAAUCUACCAAACUAUGAAACUGGUGCAGCCACAGCUGAAAGCCGCACGACCAUCAGUUCACAGUCCUGUGUUGUUCGUAAAGUCUGAGUUCUGCCUGAGCACCAGCAGUUAAAGAAUGUUUACAUGAUACUUUUGUGUGAACUAUAUUUUUUUAAACAUAAUAAACAGUGAAUCAAGUUUAACUACAGCCAUUCUCAAAUAGCACUGAAAAAAGAA